AUGAAAAAUCAAAGUAAUGAAACAUCAUCACCUAUGCGACGAAAUUUCAUUUCUCAGCCUGAUAAUUCACAGUAUCAUCAACUUGUGACCAUUGGUAGUAAAAAUAGUUUAAAGUCACAGUUUCAUGACAUGAAUCAAAAUACUUCAUAUUUAACAGACAUGAAAGAAGCUCAAACUCCUUCCAGGAUAAUUUCACAAUGUGAAUAUGUUAUUCAAGGAUUCUUUUAUGAUCAUAUGAAUUUGAAAGAAAAUGAAACAAAUCAUAUUACAGAUGGGAUUGUUGGUCAGAUUCAUGGAGAUGAGAAUAAAUAUCCUUUGAGGAUAAAGUCUACUGUUUUUGCUGAGAACAAUUUGUCAAAUCAACAUACCUUGAUAACUAAACAUGGUUCAGUUGUCCAUACAAAUAAUUUACACAUUAUUGAUCAAAAUAAUAGUUAUGCUACUGUCUUCAAAUGCACAUUAAUCAAUCCUGUGACAAAUAUAACAAUUAAUCAUUUAUAUAAAAGUGACGAUUUUCACCAGAUCACUUUCAUAAAUUGGUUAAAACUAAUUAACAAUGUAUUGUGGAUUCUUUUACUUGUCUUACAAAUACCAGUGAUGAUUAAACUAAAAAAGAUUUUUCCGAAAAUUUUGAGGCUAAGAAAUGGAUUGCUGUUUGUUCACAUAAUAGCCAUCAAUCUAACUGGUUGGUUUUACAUGGCAUUCAUAGGGACCGAAAAUUAUCUCAGACAUUAUCGUGAAUAUAGUCUGAACAAAACAUAUGAUAUUAGAAGUACAUCAGGGAACUUUAAUAAAUUACCGGUUAUGAGGGUUAUGCGAAGUUCAGUAGCCUAUCUUCUGAAUUAUGUCGCUCAUUCACAUCUUCUGGUUGUAGUUCUAAUUUGGAUCAGUUGGAACUCUCGAAGACUGAUUAAAAAUCUUCAAGAUUCUGGCGAUACGCACAAGAAAAAUCGUCUUGUUCAUUGGGAAAAAGAAAGCUGUUCAUUAACACCUAUACAUCAUGUAAAUGCAGUAAUUUCUUCUUCAGUUUCGCGAUCAACGUCAAUUUUCACUAACCGAUUCUAUCGCCGUUGUGAAAGAAAUUCUUGUAUCUGUGGGUUACUCAGUCUUUUAUCUGUGAUCAUCUGUAUUAUAAAUUUGUUUGCCUAUAAGUUAAGUGAAUAUCGACAAAUAGUUUUGUGUAACUUUAGUUACUUUCUAAUUUUAGUAUUUACAAUCUCACAAAUAAUUUUAUUAGUUUAUUCUUCAACUCAUAAUGUUCGAUCAAAACGAAGUUCAACUUAUCCUCGUAAUAUCUUAAAAAAUUUCAAUUGGAUAAAAUCAAACCUACUAUCUUUUCUACUUUUAUUUCAGUUAACUGGUUCGAUAUGCUUUAAUCUAAUGCAAGUUAUUGAGAUUCUAAUAAACCUUACCGAUUCAUUCACCCAAGAGUUUGAUACUUAUUCUUCUUUUUUUAAUACAUCCAUCGAAAGUAAUUCAUUGUCAAUUCGUGCCACUGAACAGACUUAUACCACUUACCAAUAUCAUCAAAUAUCCCAACAAGAAUUAUUUUUAAAAUACUUCAUUCUUUUUACGCUUUGCUUAGAAAUGAUCGAAAAUGGUAUUGAAAUUAUGUACAUUCCAUUAAUCAUGGUAAAAUUCUUUAUACAUCGAAUUACCAAACCAACAUUUUUUACAAUGUUAAUGAUUAGUUUGAUUACAAAUCAAUUUUGUCUACUUAUAAUGAAAUUUUUUAAUCCACAAUUACUGAUUUUAGAAAAUGAAUAUGUUUUGAACUGUUUUCCUGACUAUCCAAAUGGUCAUCAUAAUAUGACAAACAGAAAUACUGCCGGCAGUAUAAAUAAUUCCCAUGGUGUUACUCCUGAGGUUUUAGUUACAAACACUAAUACUAUUACCACUAAUGAAACAAAUUUUAUUACUACAAACAAAAUAGUUGAGGAGAUUCUUAAUCUUGUACAGUUUUCCAUAAUUCCGAGUAAUUGGUGGUAUUGGACGUUUAUUAAACAAUUAAGUCUGUCCGUUUGUUUUAUAUUUCGUCAGUCAAUGUUGAUAUGUUGUUGGUUUUUGUAUUUAACUUAA
Schistosoma turkestanicum is the source of this 2079-nucleotide messenger RNA. The record is from the annotation of a GenBank genome assembly. Lineage: Eukaryota; Metazoa; Platyhelminthes; Trematoda; Strigeidida; Schistosomatidae.